GUUUUUGUUUUUUAUUUGUGAGAAUUAUGUGUUUCAUGGUGAUUCCCCGCCACCACCCUCCCUUCCUGUCAUGGUUACAGAAUCACAGCAAGCUUGGAGUUUCUGGUCGUCAUUUUGUUACUGCAAGAUUUCCAUACUCGUUCUGUGUCACUUUUCUUUGUUUACUAAGAUCGUGCUCUGUAGUGGUUCAUAUCUGUGUGUGUGUGCGUGCGCAUGUGUUUGUGUACGUGAACGUACGUACGUGCGUACAUACGUGUGCACGCGUGUACGAGAUGCAUACAUUGCCCUCCGUCCCCCUUCCAACUUCUAGUGAUCAACGCCAUUUGCCUUUAAAAGGCACACACACUCCCACAUUAGGAUCGAUUGUACUGUGCAGACUACACAUAGCCUCAUUGAAUAGUUGAAAACCCAGCGCCCCCCCUCAGUCUCCCACCCUUCUAUCCCCACACUCGUGCUGGAAAACACUGACGUACACUUUGUAGUUGAUGUGGAUGACGUUAAUGACGACAAUGGUGGUGGUGGUGGCUGUGCUGAUGAUCGUGUGAGCUGAGUGCCUUGUUUUGUCGUGUGAACCGUGAUUCCACGGGGAGGGAAAAGCUCCUCUUAUUAUUGGAAUAUUUCUGGUUUCUCUCCUCUCUCCUGUCUGCUAGGACAAUAUUGGGCAUCGGCUGCUUCAGAAACAUGGCUGGAAGUUGGGCCAGGGCCUUGGCAAAACCAUGCAGGCGAUUUGAUCCUGCCCAUGUUGUGCUGAUGGUAAACUUAGUGGACGCACGGACCCUGUGCCCAUUAUUCUUAAAUAUGAUGUCAUGGGGAUGGGACGGAUGGAGAUGGAGAUGGAUUAUGCUGAGGAUGCGACUGAGAAAAGAAGAGUGCUUGAAGUGGAGAAGGAAGAGACUGAAGAACUCCGUCAGAAAUACAAGGAUCAGAUCGAAAAAGAGAAAGCAAUCGCCAAAGCCCUGGAAGACCUGAGGGCUAAUUUCUAUUGUGAGCUAUGUGACAAGCAGUACACCAAACACCAGGAAUUUGACAACCACAUCAACUCGUAUGACCACGCUCACAAGCAGAGGCUUAAGGAGCUCAAGCAGCGGGAGUUUGCUCGGAAUGUGUCGUCGCGUUCUCGCAAAGGUGGGAAGAAGCAGGAAAAGAUGCUGCGUCGUCUUCACGUGCUGGCAGAGCAGAGGAAACAGCAGGACUGCACUCCAGGAAGUGGUCCCAUGUUCAAAACCACCACUGUGGCUGUGGAUGGCGAGAAGGCCGAAGAUGGAGAUAUCUGUGCCCCCAAAAGCGCUGCUGUGAAAAAAACUGCCAUGGAGGUCUGCAUUGCAGACAAAAGUGAACAGCCCUCCCCAAAGGCUGCACCGACGCUGAGCUUCUCCCUGGGGAAGAAGAAGAACUCUUCCUUGCCCACCCCCAGCGUGUCCUCUAAAGUCAGCGUGUCCUUCUCCUUCGCCAAGAAGACGCCUGUGAAGUUGGAGACGGCGGCCGCAGUGUUUACCGAUCCCGGCGAGGAGGUCAUCGAAGGAGAGGAUGGUGAGGAGGGAGAAAAGUUGGCGGCACAGGAUGAAAUGUCCACCUGCAAUGCUGAUAGCCCCAAAGGAGGUGAUGUAGAGUCCAGCAGUGUGACCGGGACAGACGAGGCACAGCAGUCCAAUGACGGAAGCUCGCUGGCUUCCACUCUAAAUAAGCUAAAAAUGAUGAGGAAGAAAGAGGAGGACUAUACAGGACAGGAGCCCCAGUACUACCACUACAUGCCCCCAGCGCACUGUCGGGUGAAGCCCCACUUCCAGUUUCUGCUCUUCAUGAAGGCGUCUGAUCAGAGUCAGAGUAAAGAAGAGGAAGAAGAAAUUGAUGAUGGUUCUCAAGAGACUGAGUCCAACAUUGUAGAAUGCAAUGAAGAAGACGACGCCACCACGGUUUCAACCCCUGAAGCUCAAAAAACUCCUCCGGAGUCCAAAGUCAAGGAAGAGGACAACACUUCAUGUGUGGUAGAGGAGACUAACAAUCUUACUGCUUCCCCCAAGGAGAAAGAAGAAAGCCCACCACCACCCGAAGCUUUUGACUCCAACUCGGGUCCCAAGAUCCCUGUGGGUCCUUUCUUCCCUGUGUUGAGUAAAGACGAGUGCACCACACUGCAGUGGCCCUCUGAGCUCCUCGAGUUCACAAAAGCGCAACCCUCUCUGUCUUACAGCUGCAAUCCUCUGUACUUUGACUUUAAGCUGUCUCGUAACAAAGGCGUGCAUGCUGGAAAGGCUGCCAGGGCUCCAAAGCCUUGCGAGCAACCUGACAAAGAAAAGCAGAAAGAGUCAACAGUCUCUAAACCAGAACCAGCUGCUAAAACAGUGCUCACCGGCAACGAAGCCGCCGCAAAGGAAGAGCGUGGACAUUCCGAAGGCGACGAUCAAAAAGUGACAACGGGGGACGGGAGUGCCAAGAAAAAGAAAAAGAAGAAAAAGAAAAAGAAGCACAAGAAGUCGACAAAGCACUCAAAGCGCAAAGCGAAAGCCAAAGAUGCAGAGGAAGAGACUGAACCGAGUCAAGAUACACCCAAGAAGAAGAAAAAGCACAAAAGAAAGAAGAGCAAGAACAAAUCAGCGGAUCAGGAAGAGGCUGCAGGUGAUGAAAAGGAGACUGGCAAAGUAAAGUCUGAAGAUAAACCAGAUCCUUCCACGGUGCAGGCUUUAGCUGGAGGAAUUGUAGAAACUGGGAAGAGGAAGCGAACUGUGAAGGGUCCACCGAGCAAGUCAGGAGUUGAGGAAGGCAACGCAGGAAAAAGCUUAGACAAGGGUAUUUCCUUCGAGGAGCAUGGCAGCAACAAGCGACUAAAAACAGACUCCAGUCUGUCUCAGAGCGCUUCAUGUUCCACCUCGGCUCAAAAGCUCUCUGGUCCAGGAAGACCUCCCAGCAGCGAGAGCGAAGAGGAGGGUGGUUCCACCAACCAGCAUUCGCGGCAUCACAGGUCAAGUCCUCGGGAAGCACGGCGUCACCACAGCGAGGAGUCGAGGCGCUCCUGCAGUCGCUCGUCGAGACAUGGAAGCAGCCGUCGGCGGCACCACCGUGGCAAAACGUCCCAAAGCCGCUCGUACUCCAGCAGCUCUGAGCGCUCCUCGGCGGGCAGCAGCGCCUACAGUCACCGGAGCCACAGCUACUCUGACAGCUACAGCGACUACAGCACGGAGGGUCACCAGCGUAGGCACUCCAAACGCUCAUCAGACUCUGACUAUGAGAGGCGGGGAAGCCGAGGCCACAGGCGGUCCAGGCGGCGCCAGUACUCGUCGUCUUCCUCUGACGAGUCCCGCUCACGGUCGCGCAGCUACAGCCGUAGGAAGCGGCACCGGCGGCACCACGACAGCACCUCCAGGAGCUCCAGCAGCUGGAGCCGCAGCACCAGCGCAAGGUCCUGGAGACGCAGCUACAGCCGGAGCCGCAGCUCUGCUAGCCGUUCGUCCAGCUCUGCCAAGGGCUCCCCGCAACGCUGGAGCACCCGUAGCCGAGGAACUAGCGAGACCCUCCGCAGGGACUUCAACCGUUCCAGCAUCUAUCGCUCGCAGUCCCCUCGGUCCACGUCACGCAGCCUUAACCGCACCUCCACCGGCCCACAGCCUCAGCGGCUAGGCAGCUCCCGGGACGCGGGGGAGUACAAAAACUCCCUCACGGCACGCCAACUCCUGGAAAAGAUUCAGUCGAAAAAGAAUUCAGACGAUCCCGUCACAGGCACAAAAUCUGGUUUAAAGAUCAAGGACCCACCGCAGGGGUACUUUGGCCCGAAACUACCCCCAUCGACUAAAAGCAUGUUGCCGCUUUUUGGUAAACUGCAAGCAGGGAAGAAAACACCCAUGACCGCCGUUACCAGAACGGAUGAGGGUGACAAAUCUGGAGCAGAGAAGACCACAGAGGCUGACGGUGAAGUUAUCCUAGUGGAACCCAUAAGGGAGUUCCCUCCCCCGCCGCCGACUAUAGUUCCGCCAGUGCAGAAAGUGGAGGAAACCCCACUCAGCGUUCCACUACAGGAAGAGACGCAACAUCUGACAACAGAUGCCCAGGUGCUACAAGAACCCAGGCUGCUCUAUGAGCAGGAGUCCUCCAUGAUGAUACCACAGUACCAAGGGGAACUGGGGCAGGAGCCCUCGCAGAACCCCCUGAUGGAAACCCUCCUGCCCGACAUGCAACAGCAGCAGCCCCCGAUGCAUGGCUACCCCAUGUACCCGCCGUCUGGCCUGGAGGAGGACGGCCUGGAGGCGGAGGAUGACGGCCUGGCUCCUCUGGAGAGUCAGCCCAUCACAUUCACGCCCGAGGAAAUGGAGAAGUACAGCAAGCUGCAGCAGGCGGCGCAGCAGCACAUCCAGCAGCAGCUGCUGGCCAAGCAGGUUAAGAGUUUCCCGUCGGCCGCCGUGGCUGCCGUGGCCGCCGCUGCCAACCUGGCGCCGGCGCCGCCCCCACCCACCCUGCAGCAGAUCCACAUCCAGCAGCCCGCCGUCUCAGUGGCAUCAGGCACGUCCAUUGCCACCGUGCAGCACGCCAUCCUGCAGCACCAUGCCGCCACCGCCGCUGCCAUGGGCAUCCACCCGGCGCACCACCCGCAUCCCGCACACGCUCAGCUGGCCCAGGUGCAUCACAUACCCCAGCACCACCUCACCCCCAUUUCCUUAUCGCCACUGGGCCCCACCCUCGGACACUCGCUGGGGCACUCGCUGGGACACGCUGGGCUGAUCCCCGCCCACCCCACCGCCUUCCUCUCCGGGCAGCCCAUACACAUCAUCCCCGCGUCGGCGCUCCACCACACACCCUUAGCUCUCCACCAUGUGCCCCACGCCGCCCUCUACCCGACACUCUUCACGCCCAGGCCCUCGCAGGCGGCGGCGGCAGCGGCGGCUCUCCAGCUCCACCCUCUCCUCCACCCCAUCUUCUCAGGGCAGGACCUCCAGCAUCCGCCUAACCACGGUUCUUGAACAGGUGAGAAGUCUGACUGGACACUCGUUCCUCUCUUUUGGAAGUGUUUUUUUUCUAGAUAAAAAAAAAAAAAAAAAAAAGAUAUUCUCCAUACACUUUUUUUUUUUUUUUUUAACAUACGGUACAAUAACAGGAUCAAUUACUCUUUAGUCUUUUUCUUCCUUUUACCACUGGACAUUUUUUUUUUUGUUAUUCCUACUCCUACUUACACAAAAUGGCUAAAGCCAUCACAAACAUUUUGAAAUGAAGGUUUAAUACAGGGGUGGGGGAAACCAUAUUCAGCCCAUACAACAUUUAAGGUUUAUGUUAUAGGAAAAAUGUACCCCACCCCUGCUCUAAUAUGACUACUUUUACUCCCCCGCAGUAACGUGUAUAUACAUCAGUGUGCAAUGUGAAGAAGAAUUGGUGGCCUGGAUCAUCACGGCAUUUAUUUGUAUCAUAAUUCACUGCACCCGCCUCCUCCCUUAAUUUUGUGACAUUUCUUGCACUGAAAUCUUGUUCAAGAUUGUAGUAUACUGCAAUGUUUUUUUUUUCUGUUUUUAAAUUAUUUUCCAACAUGCUUUUUUUUUUUCCCAAGAAGGGUGUUUUUGUUGCUUUUUUUUUGUAAAUAAAGCUGCUGUAGAUUAUUCUUGACAUCAUAGCAGUCAUUAUCACCUGUCUGGACUGUGAGAUGAAACUGUAGCUUCUCUAUUUUUUAUUUUUUAAAAACGUUUUUUUUUUCAGCCAAUUCACCCUUGCGUUCAUGCGUUGUGUUAGUUUUUUUUUUUUUUUUUUUUUUAAUAAUUGACCAGAUAACAAUAAUAUAGCAGCUACUAUCCAGUGUGACUAUAGGUGGCGCCAUUGUUUCUUGCAGUCCAACCUAGAACUACAGCAUGCUAUUAUUUGAACAUUCUAACUUUGCCGCCCCCUCCGUCAACUUUUUUUCCCGACAAAUUGCAGGCUGUCAUAACAUUUUCAUCGGGCAAACUCUGGUUUUCCUACACACACACACAAAACUUCAUUUGUACUAUUAUAUCGUGUACAAAAAUGUAAUUUAAUGACGACUUAAUUCGAAAUAAACGAAUUUGCUACAG
Molecule: messenger RNA, 6020 nt
Organism: Syngnathoides biaculeatus (alligator pipefish)
Lineage: Eukaryota; Metazoa; Chordata; Actinopteri; Syngnathiformes; Syngnathidae
Gene: gpatch8
Product: G patch domain containing 8
Exons: 7
Coding region: 807-4946 (1379 amino acids)
Cellular component (GO): nucleus
Molecular function (GO): nucleic acid binding
Source: RefSeq, a predicted model, not a curated record